Oncorhynchus gorbuscha (pink salmon) is the source of this 8334-nucleotide messenger RNA. RefSeq names its product EH domain-binding protein 1-like protein 1. Bases 304 to 5682 code for a protein of 1792 amino acids. The record is from RefSeq and is a predicted model, not a curated record. Lineage: Eukaryota; Metazoa; Chordata; Actinopteri; Salmoniformes; Salmonidae. The transcript has 24 exons. Gene Ontology annotation, molecular function: protein binding.
UUUUUAAAUUACAAGUGUUAUGAUUAGCUAUUAAGUUUUGUGUUUGGGGUCUCACCGCUCGUUCCUGUCGCAGCGUGCAUUUGUUUUGCCUCAGUUCUGUGUGUUGUGACAUUCUAGACGUGAAGUUGUGAACACGUCAGUAAGACUGUUGAACAUUGAGUGAACAUCGACUGUCUUUCUUGCGCAGCAAACGCAAGUGCUGCAUCAACAGACUCCUUGCCAGAACGCGAGGAGGGCAGAGGGGUACUGUGACGACGAUUUUAGUAAUGUCUCUUGAGAAAUAACAUUAUAGCGUCUCUAAACAUGACUUCGGUGUGGAAGAGACUUCAGCGUGUCGGCAAGAAAGCGUCGAAGUUCCAGUUUGCGGUGACUUUUCAAGAACUGACAGUAGAAUGCACGAAGAAAUGGCAGCCAGACAAACUGAGAGUAGUAUGGAGCAGGAGAAACCGGAGAAAUUGCACUAAGCUGCAUGGGUGGCAGCCUGGCAUCAAGAACCCCUACAGGGGCACGGUGGUGUGGCAGGUGCCCGAAAACCUGGACAUCACCGUCACACUCUUCAAGGACCCGACUGCAGAUGAAUUUGAAGACAAGGACUGGACACUCAUCAUUGAGAAUGAGACUAACAAGGGCCACAGGAAGGUGCUGGCGUCAGUGGACGUCAACAUGAAGAAGUUUGCCAGCGCCACCCCUGCCCAGUACGACCUGACGCUGAAGCCCAAGCCCCUGUCUGUGAAGGUGGUGGAAGCCACACUCAAACUGACCUUGACCUGCGUCUUCCUCAAAGAGGGCAAGGCCACAGAUGAGGACAUGCAGAGUCUGGCCAGUCUGAUGAGCCUGAAGCAGAGUGACAUCGGCAACCUGGACGACUUCAACGAUAGUGACGAGGAGGAGGGCGAGAGGAGGGUCAGCACCGGAGCUGGCAUGGGCCCCGCCACUCCUGUCACAGCACCCGCGAGAAGAAUACAUGAUCAGGCAUGGAGGCCUGUGAUUGACCCAGAGCCCACAGAGUUUCAGAGGCAGUUGAGCACUUUGACAGAGGAGGAAUACAGCACUGCCACAACUCCCAACCACACUGCUGGAAUGAUCAGUAUUGCCAGUCAGAGGCCAGACCCAUCAACAUCCACACUUGACCCAUUGGCUAAGCCCUUUGGGACAACAGUCCAUGAGAGAAGGCAGGAGGCAUUCUCAAUGUUUGGAGUGGAGGUUGUCCAGGCAAUGGCAGGCCCUUCAUGUCAGUCUCCCAUCCAAGUGGGACAGACAUUGCGGUAUGGGAUGGGAGCAACUGUUGACAAUGAGCCAAAAGAGCCAGACCACAGCCAGACCACUUGUGAGGUUGUGGCCCUGGCAAAGUGUCAAGUUAUAGAGGACUUGGAGAUGAUAUGUAAGGAAGAAAUGGAAGAGGAAGUCAUAGAGUCAGGCUCCGGAAUAGAGCAUUCUGGGAAGGAAGAGGUUACUGUGGCUAGGCAGGUGGAAGUGUAUGAGAUGCGACCUGAAAACAUGGUUUCUCUGCCGCCAUCAUGCCUAAGAGUUGCCAGUGCACCAGGGUUUCUAUCCACUCAAGCAUCCUGUUCAGAGGCUCAGUUAGAAUACUGUCCAGUGGACAAUAGCAUAUUAUGGGAGAUGCCAAGAAAGGAUGGGUCAGAGCUCUCUAUCGAAAGAUCAAAAGAGAAGAGAGACAUGGUGAGAGAAAUGGCAGAUAUGGUCUCAUCUUGUCCAAGCACUGUCAGCAUUCCGGGAUUUCUGUCUCCACAUCUGUCCAAGGAAGUCAAGUUAGAGAGGGAACCUAGCAUGGCAGAUCUAAUGCCAUCCUGCCCAAGACUGGCUGGCACACUCGGAUUCCCUUCUCUUGAAAGUCAAGUAAAGGAGUGUACAAUCAACAUUGAGGCCUUUUGGGAGAAGCCCCCGAAGGGGAAAAAAAGGAUGGCCUUUAUGUCCACUCCACAUUUGGACAGAUUAAACGAAGACAAAGAGCUAAUGAAACACAUGAUGGCUCUGGUACCAUCAUGCUCUACUACAACAAGUAUUCCUGGUUUCCCCUCUGCACCACAUCCCAAAGCUGAGGUAUAUCCAAGUAUGUUGAGUCUUGUGCCAGCGUGCCUUAAAGUGUCCAGUCCCCUGGGUUUUGCAUCCACUGGGGGGGCUACAACAUUAGAGUGGCUUGUUAACCCAAAGUCUAUGUUUGAGCAGUUGCAGAAAAAUAAGGAGAAUAGAGAAGAAAACGUUUUUCCAAAAUACAGAUCGAAAGAACACAAUGAGAAAGUUAAAGCAAUGGUUGCUAUGGUGUCAUGUGGCUCAGAUGUAUCCACGAUUCCUGGCGUCCCCUCUGCUCCACAUCCAAAAACGGAGGUGGGGCCAAGUAGUGUGCAUCUUGUUCCCUCCUGCACUAAAGUUUCUAGUCUCCCUGGUUUUCCAUCCUUUGAGAAGGAUAGGUGGGCCGGGUGGGUUGUUGACCAGAAGCCAUUGUUGAAGAGACCACUAAAGGAGAGGAAAGUCAUUAUUGACAGCUCAAAAGCAGACCAAGAGGAAAUGAAAACCAAUGUUCCUUUGAGGCUAUCAUGUCCACACUCUGCAAGGAUCCCUGGCUUCCCAUCUGUACCACAACCCAAUAUGAUGAUUAAUUUGCCUGCUUGCUCUAAAGCUUACAGUGAGGAGGCUACAACAUUAAAGUGGCUUGUUGACCCCAAGCCUGUGUUUGAGCACUUGCUGAAGAAGAAGGAGGAAGAUGUUUUUCCAAAAGACAAAUCAAAGGAAGACAUUGACAAAAUGAAACCAGUAGUUGCUUUGGUGCCAUGUUGCCCAGAAGCAGCCAUCAUUCCUGGCUUCCCCUCUGGCUUCCCCUCUUGCUUCCCCUCUUGCUUCCCCUCUGUACCACAACCCAACGAUGUCUACCUGGGGCAAACUGUAGUCAACCUUAUUCCAUCUUGCCCAAAAGUCUCCAGUAUUGCAGGUUUCCCAUCUCAUCAGCGAACUGACAGAAAAUAUUGGCACACAGAUCCACCCGGAGAUCAUCAGCCAUUAUGGGAGAAGCAACUGAAAAAGAAGCAGAAGUUAUUGAUGGAAGUAUCAGAAAAAGACAAAGAAGAAAUGAAAGGAAUGGUGGCUCUGGUACCAUCAUGUCCUACUGCAGCAAUUAUUCCUGGCUUCCCCUCUGCACCACAUCCCAAAGCUGAGGUAGAGCGAAGUAUGUUGAGUCUUGUGCUCGCUUGCCCCAAAAUGUCCAGUCUCCCUGGUUUUGCAUCCACUGAUGGGGCUACAGCAUUAGAGUGGCUUGUUGACCCAAAAUCUAUGUUUGAGCACUUGCAAAAGAAGAAGGAAGAGGAAGAAAACAUUCUCCCAAAAGUCAUCGGCAAAACGAAAGCAAUGGUUGCUUUGGUGCCAUGUUGCCCAGAAGAAGGCAGGAUUCCUAGCUUCCGCACUGCACCACAACCUAAGAGGGAGCUUAAUAGUGUGGAUCUCACGCGAUCUUGCCCCAAAAGCUCCAGUCUCCCAUCGACGGCCAACGUCCAGACAGGAGAUUGGCACAUCGAACAGAAGCCUUUGUUCGAGAAGAAGCUGAAAGAUAAGACCGUAAUGAUCAAAGAUUGGUCACCAGAAGACAGAGAAAAUAGGGUGUCACUGGCGCCAUCUUGCCCAUGUGAGAGUCUCACUUCUGGGUUCCCGUUCUUUACACAACUAAAAGCAAUGGAAGAACAAACCGUGUUUUCCCUAAUGCGAGCUUGUCCAAGUGAAUCUAGAGAACCAGGAUUACCUUCUAGACAGCCAUCUGAAUUAGCUCGAACCCAGGGAGAAGAAUCUGUGAGUUCUAUGCAGCCAAUGUGGGAAAAACCAUUGAAGGAUAAUAGGUCAGAGGAUAUGGUGCUUUCCGAGCCUGACCUAAGCAGUGCAGUUGGAGAUGAAAACCUAAAAACGUUGCUUGCACUGGUACCAUUUUGCCUUGAGGCUUCAAGCAUUCCUGGUUUCCCGUCGGCCCCUCCUCACAGUCUAGAGUCUAUAGAGGCAAAUGAGACAAGUAUGCAGACAGAGAAGAAAGAGGUUACUGGAGAACCAGCAGAGUGUGUUCUAGAUAAGGGUGUCCUCUACAGCCCACAAAUAGAGAAAAUCCCAUCUGAUGAAUCUGAGGAAAUCCAGAAGUCCUCUGCAGUGUUAGAACCAGAGCUGGUCUUGGGAUGGGAGGUGUUGGAGGCUGAGGGGUCUGUGGCAGAGAAGCAGCAGGAGGCCUCUGGCCUAGUACAGACAAUUUUUGGUGUCUUCUCCAGGGGACAGCAGGGGGCAGCAGACGAGCCAACAACGCCUAAAGGCAGAGCUGUAAACUCUCAGGAAACGGGUCCAGGCAGUGCUGCUUCCCCAGAAGGCCUCAUGGCCAGUCCUGGCCUUGUUACCUCCAGCCAGUCCCUACUGGAGUGGUGUCAGGAAGUCAUCAAAGAACACAAGGGGGUCAAGAUCACCAACUUCAGCACAUCCUGGAGGAACGGCCUGGCCUUCUGUGCCCUGCUACACCACUUCCACCCGGACAGGAUAAACUUUGAGAUGCUGGACCCUUAUGACAUCAAGCGCAACAACAAGAAGGCCUUUGACGGUUUCGCAGAGUUGGGCAUCUCUCGGCUGAUAGAGCCCUCGGACAUGGUCCUCCUGGCCGUGCCUGACCGCCUCAUCGUCAUGACCUACCUCAACCAGAUCCGCACCUACUUCACGGGCCAGGAGCUGAGCGUGCUGCACAUCGAGGCGGACAGCAGUGAGUCCAGUUACGGCAUGGCCGGGGAGAGCCGGGAGGGCCCCGACCCGGAGGCCGCCGCACGCUACUGUCAACGGAUCCAAGAUGAGGCCCUCACAAUGGAGACCAAUGUGGGCGCUGCAGAGAAGAAGUCAGAUAGUGACACUAAGGAGGGCACCAAUAGGGAAGUGGUCCCACCCCCUAGAACCAAACGGCUGCAGGCUGCAGGGGAAGCAGGAGGGGCCCAAGCCCCCGUCGUACCCCCCAGGACACAUUUUUUGUCUGCCAAGUCUGGGUUCUCCCACCUAAAGGAUGUAGAUCUGGUUAAGAAACGACGGUCACAACGCAGGUCAAUAGACGAGGCAGACUCAACCGAGUUACAGGUUGCUGCAGCUCAGGAAGAGAGUGGAGCUGACAGAAUAAAAUCGGAAACAGGAAGGACAGCUGGUGAAGAAGGACGAUCGGCUGAGGAGGACACCAGCCAGUAUGUGCUGAGGGAGAUGCAGGCCCUAGAGUUUGAACAGAAGCACAUUGACAGCAGGGCAGACAUCGUGGAAAGUAGUCUACGGCUGCUGAUGGAGUCGGGUAGUGACAAGAUGCAGGAGGAGAAGCUGAUUCAGGAGUGGUUCACUCUGGUCAACAAGAAGAACGCCCUCAUCAGGAGACAAGACCAACUACAGCUACUGCAAGAAGAGCAGGACCUGGAAAUGAGGUUUGAGAUGCUGAACCGAGAGCUGAGAGACAUGAUGGCUAUUGAAGAGUGGCAGAAGACAGUGGCCCAUAAACACAGGGAGCAGCUGCUACUGCAGGAGCUGGUGUCUCUGGUCAACCUGAGGGACGAGCUGGUCCACGACAUGGACGCCAAGGAGAAAGGGGCUCUGGAGGAGGACGAGAGGCUGGAGAGAGGCCUGGAGCAGAGACGAAGGAAGUACAGCAAGAAGAGCAAGCAGGAGAAGUGUGCACUGCAGUAAGGCCUGGCGUUGGACACACCCGAACCAGUGGAAGGUCACACCCGAACCAGGCAACCCAGUGGAAAGUCACCAGGAUGCACAUUGGGACUAAAGUUGUAUGUGUGUGGGUCAUGAUAUCAACACUGCAUGGAAGAGACUGAGAACUGUGUUAUGGGACUGCACUAGGAGGACAUAAAGCAAUGUUCACUCACCCCCCUCUAUGAUAUGACUGAGCCUCAUUGCAACCUAUGACUGGUUGUCAACAGUCACCCUGCUCUUCAGAUUGUGUUUUGAUUGGAUUUAAGUUUAGUUUUUUUGUGCAUAGCGUGUGUAUACGGUUGGGUUUUAAUUUUGAGUAAAUAACUGAAGGACACUAGAGAAGCUUAACCAAGUUUAAUUCUUCCCAAAAGGGUCGAUUUUAGCUGUAAUUCAGACACAGACAUGGCUUCCCCCGUGGUGGUAUUCAUACCCCACUUUGGGUGGAGUCUCCUCAUCUCUAAACAUUGCAUCAUUCUUGCUAAAUGUGGGCGACAGGGUAGCCUAGUGGUUAGAGCGUUUGGACUAGUAACCGAAAGGUACAAGUUCGAAUCCCCGAGCUGACAAGGUACAAAUCUGUCGUUCUGCCCCUGAACAGGCAGUUAACCCACUAUUCCUAGUCAUUGAAAAUAAGAAUUUGUUCUUAACUGACUUGCCUAGUUAAAUAAAGGUAAAAUAAAAAAAUUUGACUUCAGGUCACAAAGACAUAUCCCUAACUAACUAAUCACCAGAUUAAGUGCCUUACACUUUUAGAAAAAAGCAUUCCAAAAUGGUUCUUCAACUGUCCCCAUAGGAUUUUUGGUUCCAGGUAGAACCUUUUUUGGUUCCAGGUAGAACCCUCUCAGGUUUUACAUGGAACACAAAAGGGUUCUACAUGGAAUCAAAAGGGUUCUACCUGGAACCAAAAAAUAGUUCUUCAAAUGGUUCUCCUAUGGGGAUAGCCAAUGAACCGUUUUAGGUUCUAGAUAGCACCUUUCUUUCUAAGAUACUGUAGAAUCUGUUACAGUAGUGUAUUAUGGGUUACUUCAAAAAGGUAUUUUCUACUGAGUGGGAUAUUAGGGAAGGGGCAGGGCUCCUGUACUCAGCUACAUCAAAUACCUACAUUAGACCCAUGCAGCAGGUGGAUUGAUUCACCCCUUUUCACCUAUUGUUAAAUAAGCAGUCUGAUUAUUGAAAAUUACAAUGGCAAAAUGGAAGUGAAAUGCUGAAUUUGUGCAAACAAAGAAUGCCAAGACGAGCUUCCUCAUUUAUUGCAGUAUGUUGGCUUGGACUGUGCAGACAGCACACAGCGAGCACCUGUUGUCUGAUUCUUUAUUGGAGGUGAAUGUAUGUGGAUGCUCCAACACUCAAGCAGAGUGGGAGAUCUUGGAUGAAAGAGGCAAAGGACAGAAGUCAGUAUACUGCAGCUUGGUGUCUGAAAGAACAAAGCAGUUAAAACGUGUUGGAAAUAUUUGAAGCUUUUAUUUAUUGAAUAGGUAGAUAGAUAAUCCUACCUAUCCUGCCUGUCAUAUGUGCCUUUAACCAGAUCCAGAGAAGAAAUAAAUGUUCAGAAGUAGGACUCAACUUUGUGUUCCUAGUUCUCAAAUGUUUAUGCAGUGAGUGCAGUUACUGUUUGUGACAUUAGUCUUGUCAUGCCUUGUUUUCCAUCGAUUGUUUUUUUUUUUUUGUUUCGAAAGGUAAAUAAGGAAGCGGUGGAGUCUGAAAAUGAUCAAUUUCAAGAUGCUCUAAAAUGCUAGAGAACAGGAAUAUUCAAACAGAAAAAACAUGAGGCAAAUGCAUGUUUCUUAGUGUUUCCAUCUUAACCGUACAACUAUCAAUUGCUAUAGUCUUAUGCACAUUCUUAUUAGCAAAUCUGUAACGUGCAAAAGUGUAUGCGGUAAACAAAUAACCCUCAUACAUGAUACAAAAAAAUACACUUUACUUUAGCUAAAAUAUAUUCUAGUAUUAAAACUCCAGCACUUCGCAACAGCAGGAUUACUGCAGAUGUAGGAUCUGAAUUUGAGCCAGUUUGCUACAGCAGGAAAAUAAUCUUGCAGCAACAGGAAAUGUGAAUUAUAAGUAAUGGACAUUUUGUAUGGGGUUGAUACAUUUAUAAUUAUGGCAAAUCAAGUCUGAAAUUUCAACGUGGAAAUUACAAACUUUAGAAGCAUUUUUAAAACUCAAAUACACUACAAGUCUGCGUUUCCUGCCGUGCAGGAAAAUUCUCUGCAACAAGAGUUUAUCAAAUGAAGAUCCUACAUCUAUAUUAUUGGCCAGGCAGGAGUGCACCAGAGCAUGAUAUUUGCUUGACAUCUUCUCCUCUACACUUUGUGUAAUGUUAAGUUAUCAUGAGCGCAGGCGUUUCUAUUUCAGUGGGAGGAACUACUUUAAAAAAAACAUGAUUCUGUCUGGAGUUAUUUUGGGUGACACUGGAGAGUGAUUUAUUUUGAUUUAGAAGUGUUUGAAUUUGUGUUCCAGCUUGUUCCCCCUCUGCCCCACUGUUGUUAGUUACUGUGUUAAUGUUCCUACCACUGUGUGAGUUUGAGAUAUUUUACUUUCAGUUUUCUGAAAUAGCUUUUGGGGAAGGUUUUGUUUGUUUUAAUGUACAUUUGCACUAUUUGUGAUGUUUGGAGAAUUAAAAGGUAUCUUGGAUCACUA